Molecule: messenger RNA, 598 nt
Organism: Drosophila takahashii
Lineage: Eukaryota; Metazoa; Arthropoda; Insecta; Diptera; Drosophilidae
Gene: Vha16-2
Product: Vacuolar H[+] ATPase 16kD subunit 2
Biological process (GO): proton transmembrane transport
Cellular component (GO): proton-transporting V-type ATPase, V0 domain; membrane
Molecular function (GO): proton-transporting ATPase activity, rotational mechanism
Source: RefSeq, a predicted model, not a curated record
UCGAUUAUUUUUUGAGAACUGAGAUCCGAACAAGGCAAGAUGGUUACCGCUGCAGGGGAGGAAGAGGCCCCGUACGCCAUUUUCUUGGGAUGUUCGGGGGCUGCUAUCGCGAUCAUAUUCACAACUCUGGGAGCUUCUUACGGGACUGCUGUCUCCGGCGUUGGCAUUGCCAGUAUGGCAGUGAACCGACCCGAAAUUAUCAUGAGGUCCAUUAUACCGGUCGUCAUGGCCGGGAUUAUUGCGAUCUACGGCUUGGUGGUUUCGGUGCUGAUAGCCGGAUCGAUUGGCGAUGACUACACAGUGCAAACGAGCUUUGUUCAUCUGGGCGCCGGCUUGUCCGUAGGACUGCCUGGACUUUCGGCCGGGAUAGCCAUUGGAAUUGCCGGAGAUGCCGGAGUUCGCGGAACCGCCGAGCAGCCACGCCUCUUCGUGGGCAUGAUCCUGAUCCUGAUCUUCGCCGAGGUGCUGGCUCUAUACGGCCUCAUCGUGGCCAUCUAUUUGUACACUAAACUCUAAAAUGCUUGCAUUAUGUCAGCGUUAAUAAUUGUCAAAUAUCACGCACGAAUUGAAAAACGGUAUUAAAAUGUUUGAUUUAAAA